AUGGCAAGAUCGAUUGCGUUCCACUUCCACCAUCUCACUGCCUUGAAAGCCUUAACUGUCUUAUCUGUGAUUGCAGUUCUUGUUCCAAAUCGUGUUCAAGGGCGACUUCAUUGGCGUGACUGUCCUUCGUUUUCUUGUGGCCCUCUCCGGGACGUAUCAUCUCCAUUCCGUCAGGCAAGUGAUCCACCCUGGUGUGGUUUUCAGUCUUACGAGCUAGUUUGCAGUGCUACCAAGGCUACAAUUCGCAUCAACAAUGCAACAUACCAUGUGUCUCGCAUCAACCUCAGUCACAAUGGUAUCGUUUCUUACUUCUGGGUUGUUGACGCCGUCUUGGAUUUACCCAGCCAGUGCCCUCUUCCUCAGUGGAAUCGGCCUUUUUAUGAACACAAAUAUGGUCCAGAUACCUCACACCCUGAAGGUGAAGUAGUGCUUCUUGGACACAGUUUCGCUAGCUUCGUUAGAUGUUCUCAGGAAGUAGGGAACAAUGGUAUGUACAUGCCCGUCACUUGCAUGAGCACCAGCUAUUCGUUUGUCUAUGUGUUAACUGGCAUUGACUCUGGUGCUGUUGGGAGCCUCGAACCUUCUUGUGGAUAUUUGGCAAUGACUCCUUUGGGUACUUGGGAUACUCCACAACUAGCGAAUGCAAGUUAUGCAGAUACCAUAGAAUCCAUGAGAAAUGGAUUCACUGUUCGAUUUCCUGUGCAGGAAGGCAUCACUGAAUGCCUAACGGAGUCGAUACGUGAGCUUGGUGAAGUAAAAACUGUUAAAGAUUUGUUUUUGUUCCUUGCUACUGCGGAUCUCUAUUUCGGGGCAUGCGCGAUCGAUGCUCUUCUAGUUCUAGUACUACACAAGAAUUUUCGACCCUCCAAUGUAACAGCCGGUAUCAUGUGGCUCGUGAAGUGGAUUGCUGUAAUAUGCAGAUUCAUGUUGGCGCCCCUGGCUGUAUUGAUCUUCCUCACCCACAAAUACUGGAAAACAAGGAUAACAAUUGAUGCAGUAGAGAAGUUCCUCCGAAUGCAGCAAAUGGUCGGUCCGAUGAGGUAUGCUUACACCGACAUCACCGCAGUCACAAGCCAUUUCAGAGAUAAGCUGGGUCAGGGAGGCUAUGGCUCCGUGUUUAAGGGUGUGCUAUUGCCAGGCAAUGUUCAUGUCGCAGUCAAGAUGCUUGAGGGCAAUGCCAGCUGCAAUGGAGAAGAUUUCAUCAGUGAAGUUUCAACCAUUGGCAGGAUCCACCACAUCAAUGUGGUGCGUCUCAUGGGUUUCUGCUCAGAGGAGAUGAGGAGGGCGCUUGUGUAUGAGUAUAUGCCUCGAGGUUCUCUUGACAAGGGGAUUGACUACCUGCAUCAGGGGUGCGAGAUGCAGAUUCUCCACUUUGACAUCAAGCCCCACAACAUCCUUCUUGAUAGCAAUUUCAUCCCAAAAGUUGCUGAUUUCGGGCUCGCCAAACUAUACCCAAGGGACAACAGCUUUUUGCCAUCGAGAGCACUACGGGGAACUAUUGGGUACAUAGCUCCCGAGAUGAUAUCUAGGAGCUUUGGUGUCAUAUCAAGCAAGUCCGAUGUUUACAGCUUUGGGAUGCUACUGCUGGAGAUGGCUGGAGGAAGAAGGAACGCUGAUCCGAACGCGGCGAACUCAAGCCAAGCGUACUACCCGUCGUGGGUGUAUGACCGACUAAUUCAACAAGAAAAUAUUGGUGAGAUAUCUGCUCAUGUUGAUACUGAGAUGCAUGAGCUGGAGAGGAAGUUGUGUAUUAUUGGACUUUGGUGCAUUCAGAUGAAGUGUCAUGACAGGCCAACGAUGAGUGAGGUUAUAGAGAUGCUCGAAGGCGGCGGGGAUACAUUGCAGAUGCCUUCUAGGCCAUUCUUCUGUGAUGAUGGGCAUGCCCAUACCAAGAAUACUUACCACUUGUCGUCCGAGUUGACUGAAAUCUCUCAGGAGGAUAUGAGUGAAAAUAUUGGUGUGUAA
This is a messenger RNA of Hordeum vulgare subsp. vulgare (domesticated barley), 1965 nucleotides long. RefSeq names its product LEAF RUST 10 DISEASE-RESISTANCE LOCUS RECEPTOR-LIKE PROTEIN KINASE-like 2.4. Gene Ontology annotation, biological process: protein phosphorylation. Gene Ontology annotation, molecular function: polysaccharide binding; protein kinase activity; ATP binding. The coding region runs from base 1 to 1965 and encodes 654 amino acids. The transcript has 4 exons. The record is from RefSeq and is a predicted model, not a curated record. Lineage: Eukaryota; Viridiplantae; Streptophyta; Magnoliopsida; Poales; Poaceae.